AUGGUCCUGAAGUUCCUCCAAGGGGUUAUAUUUCCGCGUUUUGGAAUUCCACGCGUUAUUCUUAGUGAUGGGGGGAAGCAUUUUAUUAAUAAACCGUUUGCUAAUUUGUUGGCAAAAUAUGGGAUUAAUCAUCCACAUACAUCUGGUCAAGUGGAAGUUUCAAACAGAGAAUUAAAACGCAUUUUGGAGAAAACAGUUGGUUCAACACGUAAAGAUUGGAGUUCAAAAUUAAAUGAUGCAUUGUGGGCCUACAGGACAGCUUAUAAGACUCCUAUUGGAAUGUCACCAUUUCGACUCGUUUAUGGGAAAGCAUGUCAUCUACCUAUGGAGCUUGAGCAUAAGGCUUACUGGGCAAUUAAAGAGUUAAAUUUUUCGUAUGAUUCAGCUGGGGAACAACGUAAAUUACAGCUCAAUGAGCUGGAGGAAAUUCGUCAGGGUGCUUAUGAAAGUUCUCGCAUCUACAAGGAAAGAACUAAGGCAUUUCAUGAUAGUCAAAUUUUAAGGAAAGAAUUUCAGCCAGGGCAAAAGGUGUUGCUAUUCAGUUCACGGCGAAAGUUGUUUCCAGGGAAAUUGAAAUCUCGCUGGACUGGGCCAUAUCUGGUUACUAAAGUCUUUUCUCAUGGGGCAGUUGAAAUAACUAAUGAAGCUCAAGAGGCUUUUGCCGUUGUUCGUGAACCUGCAAAAAGGAAGCUUGGUAUGCACCAUUUCGAUGUGCAGAUUAUUGGUGGGGCAGCGCUUCAUGAUAGGUCCAUUGCAGAAAUGAAAACGGGAGAGGGAAAAACGUUGGUGUCCACCUUAGCGGCAUAUCUUAAUGCCCUGACAGGUGAAGGCAUUCAUGAAACCGUAAAUGAUUACCUUGCACAACGAGAUGCUGACUGGAUGGGUCAUGGUCAUCGCUCUUUGGGACUUACUGUGGGUCUUGUUCAGAGGGGGAUGACAGCUGAAGAGAGGAGAUCCAACUAUAGCUGUGACAUACCGUACACUAAUAACUCAGAACUUGGUUUUGACUAUCUACAAGAUAACCUUGCUGGAAACAGUGAACAUCUUGUUAUGAAAUGGCCAAAGCCAUUUCAUUUUGCAAUAGUUCAUGAAGCUGACUCAGUUCUUAUUGAUGAAGGACGAAAUCCAUUGCUAAUUAGUGGGGAGAUAAAUUUUUUUAAAGAUGCUGCAUGAUAUCCUGUUGGUGCUAAAGUGGCUGAUUUGCUUGUGCAAGGAAUUCAUUACAAUGUUGAACUUAAAGAUAACUCAGUUGAGUUGACUGAAGAAGGAAUAGCUCUUGCUGAGAUGGCCCUUGAAACCAAUGACUUGUGGGAUGAAAGUGAUCCUUGGGCUAGAAAUGUGAAUCAUAAAUCCAUUGAUGCUGCACUUUAUAAACAAGUAGAAAUUAUCAUAGAUAUGAGAAACUGAAAGUUCUUAAAAUAUUUGCAGCGGACUGGCAGAGUUGAGGAGAAGAGAAGGUGGUCUGAGGGGAUUCAUCAGGCUGUGGAGGCUAAAGAAGGCUUGAAGAUUCAGGCUGAUUCGGUUGUUGUGGCACAAAUCACUUAUCAAUCUUUAUUCAAGCUCUACCCAAAGCUGUCAGGAAUGACUGGAACUGCAAAAACGGAAGAGAAAGAGUUCUUGAAAAUGUUUCAAGCGCCAGUCAUUGAGGUGCCAACGAAUCUGCAAAACAUUCGUAAUGAUUUACCAAUUCAAGCAUUUUAGACUGCUCAAGGGAAGUGGAAAUAUGUUCGUCAAGAAGUGGAAUACAUGUUCAGACAGGGGCGUCCUGUUUUAGUUGGAACUACCAGUGUUGAGAAUUCCGAGUACUUGUCUGAUUUGCUUAAGGAACGAAAUAUCCCCCACAAUAUUCUAAAUGCACGGCCUAAGUAUGCUGCAAGGGAGGCUGAAAUUGUUGCCCAAGCAGGAAGAAAAUAUGCCAUUACCAUUUCUACCAUGGCUGGCAGAGGCAUUGACAUAAUUCUAGGAGGAAAUCCAAAAAUGCUUGGAAAAGAGACCAUAGAGGACAGUUUAAUUUCGUUCUUGACACGAGAAGCUCCUAAUAUUGAUGUUGACGGAGAGGCAAUUUCACAAAAGAAAACUCUCUCACUCUCUCUCUUACUCUCGAACUCACGGCAACCACCAAGAACCACCACAAUCUUGUACGAACGUUCCAUUUAAGACCACCAUCGUGAUCCUGAGGACUUCACGAGCUCGGGGAUACCAAACUCAGGUGAGUUUCACUUCGGAAAACCCUAGUUUCAGUGUCACCGUAAUA
Malus domestica (apple) is the source of this 2254-nucleotide messenger RNA. The record is from RefSeq and is a predicted model, not a curated record. NCBI's taxonomy places the organism in Eukaryota, Viridiplantae, Streptophyta, Magnoliopsida, Rosales, Rosaceae.